AUGGCCACUUCUGCGGAAGGACAUUCACAUGGGAAGCCAGUGCAAAUAAUUGAGAUGAAAACAGGCAAGCUCGAACUCCAUAAACAAACACUUGAAGAGACCUUGUUGCAACCCCAGUUGAAGGAUUUGCCAGUGAUUGUUUUGUCGAUUGCUGGUAUAUUUCGCUCUGGAAAAUCUUACUUACUCAAUUUAUUGGUCAACCACCUCUCUAAAGAUAUCAAUAGACCUAGCGGAUUUCCUUGGAAUUCUGGUACUGACAGGGUGACAACUGGUAUUUGGAUGUGGAAUCAAAUUUUUACCGCAACAUUACCUGACGGUAGAAAAGUUGGAGUAAUAUUGAUGGAUACUCAAGGAACGCAGGAUCCCAAAACCAGCCAAAAGCAUAAUGCAGCAGUGUUUGCACUUAGUGCAAUAUUGAGCUCAAUACAGAUUUAUAAUGUGAAAGACUAUAUUGAUGAGGGAGAUCUGCAGUUUCUUGAACUAUUUGUUAGAUAUGGAAUUGCAAUUAAAGGAGAUAAUGAGAACCCUUUCCAGCGUCACAAACGAGAAAUUCAAGUAUGGGAAGCCAAUUAA
Anneissia japonica is the source of this 573-nucleotide messenger RNA. RefSeq names its product atlastin-2-like. The record is from RefSeq and is a predicted model, not a curated record. Gene Ontology annotation, molecular function: GTP binding; GTPase activity. NCBI's taxonomy places the organism in Eukaryota, Metazoa, Echinodermata, Crinoidea, Comatulida, Comatulidae. Bases 1 to 573 code for a protein of 190 amino acids. The transcript has 6 exons.